AGGGCAAAGUACGAAUGGGGACCUAGUAUUGAGACUACUUGAAAAUGAAAUCAAUUGUUUUCAACACCUUUCACAUGCUUCACUUCUGUGUAGGUUUGCGUUUGCUUUGAUCUCCAUCGAAGGCCCCACACUCAUUCUCGCUUAACGAAUCUCGAAUUAUGAACUCUUCCUCGAACAACACACCUUCAACCCUACUCUGAAGUAAGUCGACACGUCUCGCCAUCGCCAAGUUGAUCACUAACAUCACGGACUAGAUGGCGACUCCACCCAUCUCAGCCGGCGCACGAGUCGCCAAUACCUUCGAGCUCCUGGAGCAGAUUCUGGUCCUUGCUUCGGGUGAGCGUGUCGCCUCCGACGAGCAUCUUUUGACUCGGCUAAAGACCAAUCGCGAAAGGAAACGAAUCACAUCAAUCUUCGCCUGCCAGCGCGUCUGCCGAGCAUUUCGCGACACCAUCGCAAACUCCACGCCCCUCCAAGCCGCUAUCUUCUGCGCACACCCGAAGGAAAACUCCAAAGCAGAAGAUUCCAACGAGAACCCGAUGGUACGCCGGAGCGCUCUCGCCCUUUCGGCGCAGAGCCACAUGCGCAUUUUUCUCUCGGCGAAUCCCUUCGACGUGGUCACGUCGGUGUACCUGAGCUUCAUAUUCCAAAGUUUUCCGCUUCGACGCAAGAGCUGGAACGCACCGGGAUCCUCAUGGCGGAGGAUGUUCCUGUAUGCUGGAGCAUAUCGUGUGGAGAGUUUCAUCUUGCAGAUGCCGUCGGAUGACCCUCACCAGGCAGGAUUGUACAAGCAGUAUGUGCCAGUCAAGCUUUCCAAUCCGACACUUGGGCAGUUGGUCGAUGCGAUGUAUGAAGCUCUCGGAUGGGAGCCGUGGAUGGAAUAG
This is a messenger RNA of Pseudocercospora fijiensis CIRAD86, 884 nucleotides long. RefSeq lists its product as uncharacterized. The coding region runs from base 255 to 884 and encodes 209 amino acids. Lineage: Eukaryota; Fungi; Ascomycota; Dothideomycetes; Mycosphaerellales; Mycosphaerellaceae. The transcript has a single exon. The record is from RefSeq and is a predicted model, not a curated record.